AUGGAACUCAUGGAGCUUGUCGAGAACGAGCCCACUGCUCGCCCCUUCCAGUGCGACUGGCAGUCGUGCAACAAGAGCUUCAACAGGAAGUCCGAUUUGCAGAGACACUACCGCAUUCACACCAACGAGCGUCCCUACUCCUGCACAACGCCCGGCUGUGGCAAGAGCUUCAUUCAACGGAGUGCUCUGACUGUCCACAUCCGUACUCACACGGGAGAGAAGCCUCACCAAUGCCAGCACAUUGGUUGCGGCAAGCGAUUUUCUGAUUCUUCGAGUUUGGCCAGACAUCGCCGUAUUCACACUGGCAAACGCCCUUACAAGUGCGCCCACGAUGGCUGCCUGAAGAGCUUCUGCCGCAAGACCACAAUGGUCAAGCACCAGAGGAGAUCUCACCAGCGCGGCCUCCACCCCAACGAGCUCUUGGACGACUGCACAUCAGACUCCGACAGUGGCGAGUCUCCUUCUACCCCGAAGCACGCCGGCAUGCAGUGGCCUCCUCAAGGCGUCAUGGCCAUGAACCACCCCGGUAUGGGUCACGCAAUGCACCGAGCUGCCUCAUUUGCCGACUUCGGCCAGCACAUGAACGGUUACCCUAUGCCCCAGCAGCAGCAACAGCAACACUACGGCGCGCACCGCCACAGCCUUUCUUCCGGCGGAGCACACGAGGUCCACGGUAUGGUACACGACCAGCAACACCCUGGUGUACACAUGCUGCAGCGAACCGCCAGCAUGGGCCAGCACUCGUACUACGUGACGGAGCAGGGCAACCCGGGUGUCGCUACCAUGAACACGGCCAUGCCCCAACAAUACGGACAGGUGCCCCGGCAACAACAGCCGCAGGUUGAUGUGCCGUACUCUCAACCUGGUAUGAACCAAUCCAUCCAAAGCAGCCCGAGCAGCUUCUCGGCAGCAUCGGGUAGGAGCCCAUCCAUUCAGGAAGGGUUUUAUACUCACCAGCCAACCCAAGCAGCCACAUAUGCCCUGCAUCAUGCCUCCCCCGUCCUCGAGCAACAGCAAGCCGGCAUGGUCGCGUACCCGCACCAGCAGAUGCAACAGCAGAUCCAUACCCCCCAACCGAUCCCGACUCAGGCACCGCAGCCUCCGCCUCAGCAAGUCAGCCAGUAUGCCUCACCGGCACCCCAGGCCCAACCCGAAGAGUACUGGAACGGCGUUCCGUACCAGGCACCGGUCGAGGUUGCAACAAUUGGCCAGCUGCCGACCUACGGCUCCGGCGUGUACGACCCUUGGGGUGGCCCCAAGAUCGAGUUCGAGGAUCCCUCGAUGCAGCUCCCGUCCGCACGGAUCGAGAACAUGUAA
Messenger RNA from Colletotrichum abscissum, 1317 nucleotides. RefSeq lists its product as uncharacterized. The coding region runs from base 1 to 1317 and encodes 438 amino acids. Gene Ontology annotation, molecular function: DNA-binding transcription factor activity, RNA polymerase II-specific; RNA polymerase II cis-regulatory region sequence-specific DNA binding. Gene Ontology annotation, biological process: regulation of transcription by RNA polymerase II. The record is from RefSeq and is a predicted model, not a curated record. Gene Ontology annotation, cellular component: chromatin; PcG protein complex; transcription regulator complex. The transcript is spliced from 4 exons. Lineage: Eukaryota; Fungi; Ascomycota; Sordariomycetes; Glomerellales; Glomerellaceae.